AUGGGCUCAACGGCGAGGGAUGAACGAGAGAAUUCCAUAGAUUCCUUCGUGGGCGACAUCCUGCGCAGUCAGUCGCUGCGGGGCCAGCUCGAGACGCCGCUUGUCGCAAACCGAGAGGAAGAUGGUUUUGCGUUUGCGGCCGCUGCGCCACAGGAGCGCAACCUCCCCUCAACUGCCGCGGUUGCUCGCGGACAGGAGUCUUUCGAGGCGGCAGACGGUGGGCGUAGCGACUCCUCCCCCCGCGGUUCUAGAAAGGCAUUUCAGGCUCUCUUUGGCUAUGCUCUCAUAUUCAUCAACUUUACGUUUAUUAUGGCGUCGAUGCUGCUUAUCAUGUCUGGUAUUGUCGCCCAUGAGAAUGUGGCGGUGCGCCUCUGUGAACCAUGCGGUCACAUUGCGUUGUCGGCCUUUAUCUUUGGGGUUAUUCUCUGCCUGUUCACCAUCUUUGGCUUCAUUUGGAUACGCCAGCAGCAGAUGAUGUUUUUGCUAGUGUACGUUGGCUACCUCGUCAUUUUAUUUAUCGCUCUCUUUGCUCUCAUCAUCGCCGCGGCCGUGCACGACCGGGACACGCAGGUUGCUUUGAUGGAUCCUGGCAAGUUCCUGGACGCCUGGGAGCGCGGCGUCAAUAACACAAAGACGGGCCGAAGCGAUGAUAUUUGUUUUCUGCAGGAGCACUACAACUGCUCCGGUUUCCGCGACGGCUGCUGCCUGGCCGGGGCGUGCUACAGUGCGAGUGCCCCGCCCAAGUGGGUUGAUGCCGUCUGCCCCGUCUGUCCGUCCUUCCCCCCCAUGUCUCCUGUCGUCUGCACCGACGUCGUCUACUCCACAGUGCGUAAAAACUUAAGUGGUUUUUUGGCCAUUAGCAUUUUUUCCAUGGUACUCGUCCUUGUCGGCAUUCUUUUUGCGUUCCUUUCCAGGAGCGCGAACCGGCUGAGGGUGGCUAGCGAGAUGUGA
Messenger RNA from Trypanosoma conorhini, 951 nucleotides. RefSeq lists its product as uncharacterized. The coding region runs from base 1 to 951 and encodes 316 amino acids. Gene Ontology annotation, cellular component: membrane. The record is from RefSeq and is a predicted model, not a curated record. Lineage: Eukaryota; Euglenozoa; Kinetoplastea; Trypanosomatida; Trypanosomatidae. The transcript has a single exon.